CCCUUUUCCUUUUCCUUUCUUUCCGGAUCUCAACUCCAUUGAACCCGAUAAAGGCCAUUUCCAUCUUCAAAAUGGAGGACAGUCACUUCCGCCACAGUGCCUCGCACCAUCCAUCCCCUUUUAACUCCUCCCAAUCCCACCAACUCCAACACCUCCCCCGAGACCGAUCCGCCUCCAUGCUCUACAAUGAAGCCACCACCACCGCUCUCGAACCGCAUUCUCCCCAGCAACGCUCUGGCUCCUUCAGUGACGAGGAGGGCCAGCCUCCGCCACGAUACACGCCCGAAAAUGACCCCUUCCGGCUAGCCUCCAAGCUCAAGACCGCCGAGGAAAUAAAACAGAUUCAGCCACGAGCCAACAUGGCCCGCAAACGCGACAGCUGCACCCCCGCGGGCAUCAUGCGCAUGACGGCCUCGACGACCAAGAACCCCAAAGAGGCGCUAAGUGGAAGCCUCGCAUCCAAGUCACAAUUGCAAGGCUUCUACCAAACGCAGAACGAGAACAUCGAGCGCAUGCUCAAGCCCGUGGAGGAGCACGUCCGCACCGCCCGCGAAACCAACGCCAACAACCAACUCAAGUACAAGAUCGCCGUGUAUGGCAGUUUCGCCGCCAACAUCAUCCUCUCCGUGCUGCAGCUCUACGGCGCCAUCGCGUCGGGAUCCCUCUCCCUCUUCACCACCAUGGCCGACGCCGUCUUCGACCCCAUGUCCAACCUCACGCUGCUCCUCUGCAACAAGGCCGUUAACCGCGUCGACCCGCGCAAAUUCCCUGCGGGGAAAGCCCGCAUCGAGACCGCCGGCAACAUCUGCUUCUGCUUCCUCAUGACGGCCGUGUCGUUCAUCAUCAUUGCCUUCUCCAUCCGCGAGCUGGUCCAGGGCUCCGAGUCCGAGACCGGCGAGUUCCACCUGCCGUCCGUGAUCGCCGUCAUCGUCGCCUUCUGCACCAAGUUCGCCCUCUUCGUCUACUGCUUCGCGCUGCGCCACCAGGUGUCCCAGAUCCGCAUCCUCUGGGAAGACCACCGCAAUGACCUGUUCAUCAACGGCUUCGGUAUCUUGACCUCCGUCGGCGGCAGCAAACUGCGCUGGUGGAUUGAUCCCAUGGGCGCCAUCAUUUUGUCGGUCCUGGUCAGCUGCCUGUGGCUGUAUACCGCGUAUCACGAGUUCCAGCUGCUGAUCGGCGUGACCGCCGACACGAAGAUGCAGCAGUUGAUCACUUAUAUCUCAAUGACCCAUUCUCCCCUCAUCACUGCCAUCGACACCGUCCGCGCCUACACCUCCGGACCCCGUCUUCUUGUGGAAGUCGACAUCGUCAUGGACCCGAAUGACUCGCUGCGCGCGACGCACGACGUCGCUGAGGAACUGCAGAUGAAGCUGGAGUCUCUGCCGGACGUCGAGAGGGCGUACGUUCAUGUGGAUUACGAGACGACGCAUAAACCGGAGCACUUCCUGAAGAAGGAAUUGUAGAAAGUGCACCUGAAAAUUACUGUAUUCGUGCAUUGUUUGAUUAUACUUUAGAUUAUGAUUAUUUUGCUACUCUGGACUUAACAUCGGAGAUAAAACCACUUUACGAGAAUAGAAACACGAGAAGG
Messenger RNA from Aspergillus steynii IBT 23096, 1588 nucleotides. Its product is annotated as cation diffusion facilitator family transporter. Gene Ontology annotation, cellular component: membrane. The transcript has 2 exons. Gene Ontology annotation, biological process: monoatomic cation transport; transmembrane transport. Bases 72 to 1463 code for a protein of 463 amino acids. The record is from RefSeq and is a predicted model, not a curated record. Lineage: Eukaryota; Fungi; Ascomycota; Eurotiomycetes; Eurotiales; Aspergillaceae. Gene Ontology annotation, molecular function: monoatomic cation transmembrane transporter activity.